AUGUCUGGCCGCGGCAAAGGAGGCAAAGUUAAGGGAAAGGCAAAGUCCCGUUCCAACCGGGCAGGAUUGCAGUUCCCGGGUCGGUCGUAUCCACCGUCUGCUCAGGAAGGGCAACUACGCCGAUUGGCCAUCCGUAACGAUGAGGAAUUGAACAAACUGCUGUUGGCGUUACCAUUGCACAGGGUUGGUGUGUUGCCAAACAUUCAGGCUGUUCUGUUGCCCAAGAAAACCGAAAAGAAGGCCUAA
Messenger RNA from Aedes aegypti (yellow fever mosquito), 246 nucleotides. Its product is annotated as histone H2A. Gene Ontology annotation, cellular component: nucleosome. The transcript is spliced from 2 exons. The coding region runs from base 1 to 246 and encodes 81 amino acids. Gene Ontology annotation, molecular function: structural constituent of chromatin; DNA binding; protein heterodimerization activity. Lineage: Eukaryota; Metazoa; Arthropoda; Insecta; Diptera; Culicidae. The record is from RefSeq and is a predicted model, not a curated record.